AUGAGCGGUAAAAUCGCCUACGUCAUCCUGGGAGCUACAGGCAAUCAAGGUAGCCAUGUGGUGAAGUACCUAUACUCUUGUAGCAUCAAAGACAUCUACGUGGUGACACGCGAUGUGAACAAUCCGAGGUCGAAGCAGUUCGAGCAGGUGAUGUUCAUGGGGAGGAGGGACGAGGAUGUGUGCGGUGUGUUGGGUUUUGCUCACAAGUCGCAGGUGUUUCCAGGAGUGAAGGUGAUCGCUGGUGACCUAGAGAACAAGUCUUCACUUGUCGAAGCGUUUAAGACUCCAAUGAAGGACAAUGAGUCCUACAAAGUCGUCGUGUUCGCCAUGUCGACGCCAUCGCUCGCGUCCAAUGGAUACGCCAUCAGUGCUGAAGUGGAGGAGCAGUCAGGAAGGAUCAUUGUGGAGGCGGCGGAAGAAGCUAAAGUUACCCAUAUCGUCUACAGCUCAGUGGCUAAUUGCGACAAGGAGAACCGGCCCAAGUAUCACAGAUCGAAGAAGAACAUCGAAGACUGUCUCAAGGCGUCCAAGAACUCCUGGACCAUCCUGCGGCCUGUAAGCUUCUACGAGACUUGGGCCAGGUUCAGCAAGGUCAAGUCAGGCUGCAUGACGGGGCUCGUGAAGCCCGACGUGAAGCAGCAGUGGGUCUCACUGCACGACUUGGGGGCGUCAGCUGCCACGGUGCUGAGGAAGUACGAGCAGUACAAGGCUCGUACCAUCGACCUCGUUGCGGACGAGCUAAGCGGGAACGAGAUGGCAGAGAAACUUACACAGAUCAGGAAGCAGGAGACGUUCAGGUACUCCAUCGCCUGGUUCAUGCGGCUGCUGCUGUGGGUCGCCGCACACGACAUCUACGAGGAGCGAGUGACUUUCCCUGAGAAGGAAGGAGGGUACAAGGCGAACAAGCAGGACCUUCUGGAGCUGUCCAAGACGUUCUCGGAGGAGGAGUUCAAACGGAAAGGGCUCGUGAACUUCGAAAGGGUUGUCAUGUUGAACGGAUGGCACCAGGGUCCGCUAGCCUCCUCCUGGGGUAUCGGAGACUACGCCAUCUACGGUCUCGGCUUCCUCGGGGCCUGCUUUGCCACCAUGGCUUACUUGCUGCCCGAGAGCGUCUGGACGGAGAUCAAGAAGAGGUGGGCUUUCUACGGCCUGAUGCUGCUGUUCGUCCUCAACCUGCUUAUUCGAGUUGCCGGGCUGCUUCGGAAGAAGGACAAGUAA
Molecule: messenger RNA, 1218 nt
Organism: Guillardia theta CCMP2712
Lineage: Eukaryota; Cryptophyceae; Pyrenomonadales; Geminigeraceae
Exons: 3
Coding region: 1-1218 (405 amino acids)
Source: RefSeq, a predicted model, not a curated record